Hevea brasiliensis (rubber tree) is the source of this 1861-nucleotide messenger RNA. RefSeq names its product cytochrome P450 703A2. The transcript has 2 exons. The coding region runs from base 125 to 1669 and encodes 514 amino acids. Gene Ontology annotation, molecular function: monooxygenase activity; iron ion binding; heme binding. The record is from RefSeq and is a predicted model, not a curated record. Lineage: Eukaryota; Viridiplantae; Streptophyta; Magnoliopsida; Malpighiales; Euphorbiaceae.
UGGCUGUUUGAAGCGUUUUGGAUGUUGAAGCUUAAAUACUUACUUAUUUACUAUAUAUAACUCUAAAGGCAAUGACCUUUCUUUAGAUGACCUUAUGAGAUAGCUGAAUAAAUCGGGAUCUUUGAUGGAUUUCUUUGCCUUCUCUUCAAUCCUUCUAUGUGUAGUGCUUAUUGCUAACCUCCUUCAAUGGCGAAAGCCAAACUCCAAAAGGCUUCCUCCAGGCCCGCCAAGAUGGCCAGUAUUCGGUAACCUUCUUCAAUUGGGCCAAUUACCUCAUAGGGACUUGGCAUCUUUGUGUGAUGAAUAUGGGCCACUCGUAUACCUCCGCCUUGGCAGCGUUGAUGCUAUCACCACCAAUGAUCCUGAAAUCAUACGCGAAAUACUCCUUCGCCAGGAUGAAGUCUUUGCUUCCCGGCCACGGACUCUUGCCGCUGACCAUCUAGCGUAUGGGUGUGGAGAUGUAGCGUUAGCCCCAUUAGGCCCAAAUUGGAAGCGAAUGAGGAGAAUUUGUAUGGAACAACUACUAACAACCAAGAGGCUCGAUUCUUUCGCCAAACACCGUGCCGAGGAAGCCCAGCAUUUAGUGCGAGAUGUUUGGGCACAGGCCCAGACUGGAAAGUCAGUGAACUUGAGAGAAAUGCUGGGUGCAUUUUCUAUGAACAAUGUGACUCGAAUGUUGCUAGGGAAGCAAUACUUCGGAGCUGAAUCAGCAGGUCCCCAAGAGGCCAUGGAGUUCAUGCAUGUAACCCAUGAGUUAUUUAGGCUUUUAGGUGUAAUAUAUUUGGGUGAUUAUUUGCCAUUUUGGAGGUGGAUUGACCCUUAUGGGUGUGAGAACCAAAUGAGGGAAGUGGAGAAAAGAGUGGAUAAUUUUCACUCCAAGAUUAUUGAAGAACAUAGAAGGGCAAGGCAGGCGAAGCAGGGAGAGGAAGUUGGAGAAGGAGAAAUGGAUUUCGUUGAUGUUUUAUUAUCAUUGCCAGGCAAAGAUGGCAAGGAGCACAUGGAUGAUGUAGAGAUCAAAGCUCUGAUUCAGGAUAUGAUAGCCGCUGCAACAGAUACUUCAGCUGUAACUAACGAAUGGGCCAUGGCAGAGGUGAUCAAGCAUCCACAUGUCCUCAAUAAGAUACAAGAGGAGCUUGAUUAUGCUGUUGGCCCUGAUAGGAUGGUGACAGAAUCUGAUUUGCCCCAUCUCAACUACCUACGUUGUGUUGUACGUGAAACGUUCCGUAUGCAUCCAGCUGGGCCCUUUCUAAUCCCACAUCAGUCCCUACGUGCCACCACAAUCAAUGGCUAUCAUAUCCCCGCUAAGACUCGUGUCUUCAUUAAUGCUCAUGGACUAGGCCGAAACACCAAUGUAUGGGCUGAUGUGGAGGAGUUUAGGCCCGAAAGGCAUUGGCUGGAAGAUGGAAGUCGAGUGGAGAUAAGCCAUGGAGCUGACUUCAAGAUAUUGCCAUUCAGCGCCGGAAAAAGGAAGUGUCCUGGUGCCCCGCUUGGGGUUACUUUGGUGCUCAUGGCUUUGGCUCGGCUCUUUCACGCCUUUGAUUGGGCUCCCCCAAAGGGGCUAAGGCACGAGGAUAUUGAUACCACUGAGGUUUAUGGCAUGACAAUGCCCAAAGCCAAGCCCUUAUUGGCAUUGGCCAGGCCACGUUUGGCAGAUCAUAUGUAUCAAUGAUCAAAUUUUAAAUUUUCAAUCUACCCAAAAAAAAUUUUUAAUUUUCACUUUUGAGGGUUCUUUUUAUAAAAUUUUCCCUUACAUAUAUAGGAAAUAAGAACACUUGAAUAGCAAAUGUAUUACUUAAAUCACAUAUAAUUUUUCAAUAUUAUUAUAUUAAACUCAAUAUAUUCAAAUCUCUUCUUUCUCUUA